GGCUAGAAACGCGUGGAAGUACGCUCGGAUAAAAGGUACCUAACCUCAUCUGCCUGUACCACUUCCAGGCGGCUCGAUUGUAAUAUACCCACCUAAGGUAGGUAGUUAUAUGUUACACCUCGAGGAUCUCACUCCCACUCCUCGAGUUGGGUUUCUAGACCGAUCAAGGACAGCUAGGGCUGACUAUAGGAAUCCUGCACUAAGGGGAAAAAAAAAGGAGAAGACUACUACCUCCUCCAAGGGCAUUUGUUAUGUCACUAUCCUCUUUCUACCCAGGUACAUGGAGAUUUGUGAAGUGGGGAUCUCCAGUUGGGUCUCUGCCUCAUGCUUACCUACCUAUACUAGAGAGUUGCCGCGGCUUUGCGAAGUUAACCUGCCCUUGAGUAUCCGAAGGGCAAACGUUCACAUCCGCCAUGCGAAUAUCCCACCCCGGACUCUGUACCUACUUAUACGCGAUUUCAAGCCGGUGCCUAGGUAUCUGUCUGUGCCUAGUCGCCCUCCGCCGUGUCGGCAUCGAGCUCCUCGUCACAGCAUCUCCGACGGAGACCACAAGUCUGGGGGUUUACAUAUCCCCCACGCUUAUAAAUCACCACUCGGCGGACUCCAGGUCUCCAGUUUCUCUAACGCACGCAAUUCCCGGAAGUGCCGUAAUUGGCCGCGGUGGUUCGGCGUAACGUGCCACCUCGUCGCCGUCCCCCUUCUGAAUAACGAAUAUCAGGUAGGCAUGUAGCGAGCCCGAAUUCCAGGAGCCUGAAUUCUACCAUCUACGUCGUAAUCGCAUCGAGUCCCUCGUGACGCCCGUGGGUGACUGUAGGCCCUAAAGCCGUUGGCUGAGUCAGCCAACACCUACCUAUUACUAAUUCCUCUA
Molecule: messenger RNA, 868 nt
Organism: Durotheca rogersii
Lineage: Eukaryota; Fungi; Ascomycota; Sordariomycetes; Xylariales; Xylariaceae
Exons: 1
Coding region: 110-730 (206 amino acids)
Source: RefSeq, a predicted model, not a curated record